Messenger RNA from Diaporthe amygdali, 852 nucleotides. RefSeq lists its product as uncharacterized. The transcript has a single exon. The coding region runs from base 1 to 852 and encodes 283 amino acids. The record is from RefSeq and is a predicted model, not a curated record. Lineage: Eukaryota; Fungi; Ascomycota; Sordariomycetes; Diaporthales; Diaporthaceae.
AUGAGUCCUGAGGAUACUUCCAUCCCAAUUCGCGAGCUGACCCGCUCAGCCGCUCCGUCCCCUCCCAACGCCCAAGUCGCUUUUGCGGAAAGCGAGCCAUCGUCUUCGACCGGUGGUGGUGACUCACGCUUUACCGCGGCCGAACUGGCUCUCCUCAAAUCCGCCGCAGGACGCCUCCGCGAGCACGGCAGCGCACUCCGCGCAGAGAUCGAGAGCGACCCCCAGAUGUUCGUCGCUCUGGAGAGGUCAGCCUCCCACCGCGCCCGCUGCCGUGCCGAGAACGACUGCUUGCACGACCUUGCUGGAAACCCGUGCGGCAGCAGAAUCGCCUCUGAAUACCGCAUCUGUGUCGAGGGCGCGAAGAGCUGGAACCACUGGGCGCCGACGAAGCACUACUACCACACGGGCUGUUUCGCGCGUAUGAUGGACCUGCCCCCGAUGAUUCGCGAUGGAAAUUUCCGUCUCCGGGAAGAACCAUGGGGUUUGAUGAUUCGGAAGUGGUACGAGAACCGGGGACGCGUGGAUCUAGACAAGAUCCAGGAAUAUAUCGAGGCACAUAAGGCCUAUAAGGAAGUCCACACGGAGUACAGUACCGAGUGGAUUGAAUGGCAGAUUAAGCAUGGCGAUUCUUGCAACGAGAAUGAGAGAUGCGAGUGCCCGCCAAAGCCAAAUCCUCCUGAAGAGCCGGUGUUGAGGGAUUACAAGACUGCGGAGGGUCAAGUCUGUGGGCUAUCGGAUCUCCUUCGUCACGAGAAUCUCGAGGACAUGCGCGAAGAGCAGUGGGUUACCUUGGGGCCCGAUGGGCGUCGUGUCAGACUCGUCAGGCCUGAGAAGGAGGAUGAUAUCGAGUAG